Oxyura jamaicensis (ruddy duck) is the source of this 2263-nucleotide messenger RNA. RefSeq names its product serpin B6-like. The transcript is spliced from 8 exons. The record is from RefSeq and is a predicted model, not a curated record. Lineage: Eukaryota; Metazoa; Chordata; Aves; Anseriformes; Anatidae. Gene Ontology annotation, molecular function: serine-type endopeptidase inhibitor activity. Gene Ontology annotation, biological process: negative regulation of endopeptidase activity. The coding region runs from base 236 to 1375 and encodes 379 amino acids. Gene Ontology annotation, cellular component: cytoplasm.
UCUCUUCUAGAACCUCCAGCCCCUUUCCCCGGCGAUGGGCGGCCCAUGGCCGGGCAAGGCUUCCGGGGGAAGGGCGGAGCAGAGGCUGGGGAAACGCCGGUGGCCGGCCGGCUGGGUCAACUCGUUCAGCUGACUUCUACCAGGCUUGCUGUUAGGUUUAAAAUACAGCUUGCGCACGAACAAGUACGCUGAAGGUAUUACUGAAGAUACACAGGCUUGGAAAAGGCUCUGAAUCAUGGAUAGCCUCAGUGUGGCAAAUACCACUUUUGCAUUGGACCUCUUAAGACAGCUGUGUGAGAAAAACGGCACACAGAAUCUAUUCUUUUCUCCUUUUAGUAUUUCUUCUGCUUUGUCUAUGAUUUUGCUGGGUUCAAAAGGUAACACUGAAGCCCAAAUAGCAAAGGUGCUUUCUCUGAACAAAGCUGAGGAUGCUCACAAUGGGUAUCAGUCACUUCUCUCUGAAAUUAACGAUCCAGACACCAAAUAUAUCCUCAGAACUGCUAACCGACUUUAUGGAGAAAAGACAUUUGAGUUUCUCUCGUCAUUUAUAGAAUCAAGUCAGAAAUUCUACCAUGCUGGACUAGAACAGACUGACUUCAAGAAUGCUACAGAGGAUUCCAGAAAGCAAAUAAACGGCUGGGUAGAAGAAAAGACUGAAGGUAAAAUUAAAAACCUGCUGGCAGAGGGAAUUCUUGAUUCAAUGACCAGGCUUGUGUUGGUGAAUGCCAUCUAUUUCAAAGGCAACUGGGCAAAGAAGUUUGACAAAGAGAAGACAAACGAAACACUAUUUAAAAUUAACAAGAAUGAGACCAAACCUGUGCAGAUGAUGUUCAGAAAAGAUAAAUUUAACAUGACCUAUAUUGGAGACAUGGAGACCAAAGUCCUUGAGCUCCCAUAUAUUGGCAACGAACUCAGCAUGAUCAUCCUACUCCCUAAUGCAAUCCAGGAUGAAUCUACUGGCUUGGAAAAGCUGGAAAGAGAACUUACAUAUGAGAAGCUGAUAGAUUGGAUUAAUCCUGAAAUGAUGGACAUGACAGAGGUGAAGGUGUCUUUACCCAGAUUUAAACUGGAAGAAAAUUAUGAUCUGAAACCUCUUCUGAGCAAGAUGGGAAUGCCUGAUGCAUUCAACUUACAGAAGGCAGACUUCUCAGCCAUCUCAGCUGGUAACGAGCUAGUGCUUUCUGAAGUGGUUCACAAGUCCUUUGUGGAAGUCAAUGAAGAAGGCACUGAAGCAGCAGCUGCCACGGCAGGAGUGAUGUUACUGCGCUGUGCUAUGAUCGUUCCAGAUUUCACUGCUGAUCAUCCAUUCCUCUUCUUCAUCCGGCACAACAAAACUUCCAGCAUUCUGUUUUGUGGCAGAUACUGCUCUCCCUAAAAAGAUGUCUUGACAGAAGUGCUGCUGUUAACACAGUAACUUUGUUCCUUUAGGAUAGGAUUACUCUUUUGCACUAACUGCCUCUUUUAACUGUGCCUGAAUCCACUUCUCUUGUCAUUAAUUUGGGCUUCAAUACAGUACCAGAGACACUUAGACAGCAGCUGCCAUUUAAAACAGGUUUGCUAUCCUGUGCACCUGGGUAGAGAGUUUUCCAACUUGUUGCUGACAAGAAAUAUGCUCAGUGAACGGUUGAAUCUGUGCUUGUAGUUCCCAUCACACUUUCCUUUUUGUGGCCACCAGACAGUGAAUCAGAUAGUGACAUCUCACAGAAAAGGAAGAAGUAGAUUUUGUUUCUGACAGAUUGGAAGACGUCUCAUGCUGUGUGCCCUGUUUUUCUUCCCAUCCCCAGUACUCUGUUUUUUUUCAUUCUUCCAGAGCAUUUAACAUUUUCAUAAAAGUGAAGGGAGAUGAAAGGAGGCUUUGGCAACCUGUUACAUGUUACUAAGCAUCCUGACUAGAUUUGUUUUUUUUGGAUGAUAACUGGACAGCACUUACACAAGAGUGGGAAUAAAAGUAUGUCUCUGUAACAAGUGACCUUGCAGGUUUUCACAGGGUAAGGAUCGUUGUCUUACCACUUUGUGACACCUGGGUAUAUUAGCUAUCACCUAGUUUAUUAGUCCUUCAACAAAGAAUGUAAUAAAAAGCAUAUGGUUCCUCUGUGGUAUUUAAAUGCCAAAGUUUUAUUUUCUAUCUAUAUCUUUUUCCUAUUCAUGGUUUGUUAAACCUCUGAACUUUAACUGAAUGCCAAAGACAAAAACUAAAGUGACUUUGCUAACAGUGAUUUGUUUUGCUGUUCCUGAAAUAAUAAAAUGAACUCAUGGUGGGUGC